CUUCCAGUCUCGUGAUCUAGCGGCGCACCCGAACCCUCACGCCGCUUUAUAUUGAGCUCCCUCCGCAAAACCCUAGCUCUUCUUCGCCUUCCGCCCCGCCUCGCCGUCUUGCUCGCUUCCUCUUCGCGCCGCCGCUCGCCACUCCGACCGCUGCAACGAUGCCGUUCAAGAGGUUCGUGGAGAUCGGGCGGGUGGCCCUGGUGAACUACGGCAAGGACUAUGGCCGCCUCGUCGUCAUCGUCGAUGUCGUCGACCAGAACCGGGCACUUGUGGAUGCCCCCGAUAUGGUCAGGUGCCAGAUUAACUUCAAGCGGCUUUCGCUUACUGACAUCAAGAUUGACAUCAAGCGUGUCCCUAAGAAGACAACUCUGAUCAAGGCAAUGGAGGAAGCUGAUGUCAAGGGCAAGUGGGAGAACAGCUCAUGGGGCAAGAAGCUGAUUGUCCAGAAGAGGAGAGCAGCGCUCAAUGACUUUGACAGGUUUAAGGUCAUGUUGGCAAAGAUCAAGAGGGGCGGUGCUAUCAGGCAAGAGCUCGCCAAGCUCAAGAAGGCGUCCACAGCUUAGAAUCUCUUGGUGGUUGGCAUGUUUGAGUUUUGGUUCCAUUUUGGAUCAGCAAUUGGUUUCAGUGUUCUUAAAUCCAGAAAAUACUACUGUAUCCUGUGAAUGUUUUUUGAAUUUUUGUCGAGCCUGGCUAUGCUCUAGAGAUUGUCAUGACUGCUGUGGAAUACCUAAGGUAGUUUGCAACU
Phragmites australis (common reed) is the source of this 745-nucleotide messenger RNA. RefSeq names its product large ribosomal subunit protein eL14-like. Lineage: Eukaryota; Viridiplantae; Streptophyta; Magnoliopsida; Poales; Poaceae. Bases 159 to 563 code for a protein of 134 amino acids. The record is from RefSeq and is a predicted model, not a curated record. Gene Ontology annotation, molecular function: RNA binding; structural constituent of ribosome. Gene Ontology annotation, cellular component: cytosolic large ribosomal subunit; ribosome. Gene Ontology annotation, biological process: ribosomal large subunit biogenesis; translation. The transcript has 5 exons.